Hydractinia symbiolongicarpus is the source of this 1795-nucleotide messenger RNA. Its product is annotated as gamma-glutamyl hydrolase-like. Gene Ontology annotation, molecular function: gamma-glutamyl-peptidase activity. The transcript is spliced from 2 exons. Gene Ontology annotation, biological process: tetrahydrofolylpolyglutamate metabolic process. The record is from RefSeq and is a predicted model, not a curated record. Gene Ontology annotation, cellular component: vacuole. The coding region runs from base 797 to 1762 and encodes 321 amino acids. NCBI's taxonomy places the organism in Eukaryota, Metazoa, Cnidaria, Hydrozoa, Anthoathecata, Hydractiniidae.
CCUAGCAAGAAAAGGCGCCAAAGCAGUUGAAGAUAACUUUUACCAGAAUGCGUGCCAUAUUGACUUUGAAAAAUGACCAAUUGAGGAAAAUUAUUUUCCUUUCCUGGAUAUGUAUCUGGAUAUGCGUGUAUCUACAUAUGUAACAAAGCUGGGGUUGUAGAGGCAAAGCAUAAGCUUAGUAUAUUGCUCAGUUUUGGUGAAUCCUUCUGUAUAUUUUGUUGUGGAUAUUAAAAAUAGACAAUCUCUUCAAAGUGCUAGUUCGAAUCACCGAUGAGCUGUUUUUUCUGAAAAAAAAAUUUGCGUAUAAAAGCUCGUUGAUGAUGAUAAAAAUCUGUUCUAUAGGGUGCCUUUUUCGAUAAGAAUUGUUCCAACUUGGUAAUAUUAUUGAGUUACUAUAUGUAAUAUGUAAUAUUGUUACUGAAGCUCUCGCGUUCCAAAAAGCAGUAUUAGCGGGUAAAUACACGUGUUUCUGGAUUUAAUUAAAUCCCUUAAUUAAAUAAAUAGUAGCUAAAUCGCCCUCGCUAAAGAAAUCGAACGACAGUUAAAUUCGAAGACUGAAAGGUUGCUACUCAUUUCACGCCGCAUGAGCAAACAAUAAUCAAUCAAAUAAAACACAAUUAAACAGACUAUGUUAUCGUUUCCAUACACCACUUCUGUAAAUUCAAGGUAUACAUAAAAUAACUGAUGCGUGACAAAAUCAUGAAUUACCUGCAUAUUCUAUCGUCUAGAAACAAAUUAGUAUUAACUAAGCUCUAGACUAAAAGAAAGUAUUUACCUCGCCGAGUUCAAAAAAAGGAUGUACUUACUUCGUAUACUCAUAAGCUGCUUCGCAUUCACCUUAACUUCACAAAAAAAUGAAAAAGUUAAUGAACGCCCUAUUGUGGGCGUUGCUGUUAUGGAAAUUACAGAUGAAGAUUUAGUCCAAAUCUAUCCAGCGCUAGUUGGAAAGCAUUAUGUUCCAGCUAGCUAUGUAAAGUUGAUCGAAAUGACGGGCGCUAGAGUGGUUCCGAUAUCCCCUUUAAUGUCCAAUGAAACAGUGGAAUAUAUUUUCAACUCUGUUAACGGCUUGCUAUUUCCAGGUGCCGGGAAUAAUUUGAGUGAUACCGGGUAUUUCUAUUUAACAAAAAAGCUUUUCCAGCUUUCUAUGAAAGCUAAUAAAGCUGGUGUUGUUUUUCCUCUUAUGGGUAUUUGUCGUGGUUUUCAAGCACUUGUUGUGCAUGUCGAAGGGAAUCAAAAGCCUCUUAUCGUAACAGAUUCUUUCGACCUAGCUACCACUGUAAGAUGGGACGUAGAAGAGCUAAGGAAGCAUUCGUUUCUCUCAGCAAUGCCAAAGAAAAUGAUACGAGAUAGUGAAAAGGAUCCCAUAACAGCGCACUUUCACCAAUUUAGCGUCACGCCAAAAUCAUUCAAACAUUCUUCCAAACUGAACAGCUUCUUCAGAGUUUUGGCUACAAGUUCGGAUCGCAAGGGGACGGAAUUCGUCUCAGCCGUGCAAGCUAAAAAGUUUCCAUUUUAUGGUAUCCAAUUUCACCCAGAAAAGACUAUGUUCGAAUGGGCCACAACAAUAAAUAUUCCGCAUUCUCCACAGGCUAUUCGACUUGGUCAGUUUGUGGCCAACUCCUUUAUGGACAAUGUUCGGCGAAACAAAAGGAGUUUUGGCAACAGCUCUAUUGAACGAAAAUACCUUAUGGAACAAUACGAGUUAAUGAGAACAGACGAUCUUGACAGUCAUGCGCCAUUUCGAGAGAUAUUCAUCAUUUAAAAUCAUGUUUUACCUUCCCAUUUUCGCGUAAUU